AAAAGACAAAUUUCCCCACCCGCCCCGACUCUCUCAGCCAACUGAACUAAAGUCGCGAUUCAGAAUUUUCUGACCAUACCGUCGCUCUGACCCGUGGGGUUUAGGCCAGCGAGUAGGGAAUAAGAAGAAGAAGGCCCCCCCGCCCUUCCUCCGGCGAGCAUAGGAUAUAUAGAUAGGCUAUGAUGGACCGGACUCAGCUUCUCCUGGUGGGCCUGCCCCUCUUCCUCCUCUGCUCAGACCUCUUCAAUCUCUUCGCACCACCUCCUCCCAAGCCGGCCCACCACGACCACCACCACAACCACCACCAUAAUUACCAGCCAUCCAAAACCCAAUCCACGAUCCAACAACCAUCCCCGGACUUCACCAACCAUGCAGCGAGUGGAGCUGGAGCCAUUGGAUUUGGUAACACCGUUAAUAUUGACUUCUGCGCCUCUUGUUCUUACAGAGGAACUGCAGUGACAAUGAAGAACAUGUUAGAAACUCAAUUCCCUGGGAUCAAUGUUGUUCUUGCUAAUUAUCCUCCUCCGCUUCCAAAGCGUGUUUUGAGCAAACUGGUUCCUGUUGUUCAGAUUGGUGUAAUGUCUAUUGUAUUGGCUGGUGAACAUAUUUUCCCACGUUUGGGGUAUGCAGUACCACCUCCGUGGUACUAUUCGUUGCGUGCAAAUAGGUUUGGAACUAUUUCAAGCACUUGGCUCCUCGGAAAUUUCCUGCAAUCAUUCUUGCAGAGUUCUGGUGCUUUUGAAGUAUACUGUAAUGGAGAAAUGGUAUUCUCUAAACUAAAGGAGAGCAGGUUCCCUGGGGAAAUUGAGCUUAAAGAUCUCGUAGCCAGGAGGAUUGCUAGUUCACGAGUUGUGGAUGGUCUGGGUGGAGCUAACUGGUCUUCCUAAAAUAAGUUGAUCACCGUUCAUACAACUACGUUGACCGAGUAUUAGCUUCAUUUGAUUUUGGUAUAUUCCGUGUAUUCACAAACGGAGUUUGUACUUGUACUAUUGGCUUAAAGAUUUUCCUAUUUGUUUAAACUUGUAAUUUUGUAGGCUCUAAAUGCCAAAGUUAGUGAAAUUGCAACACCCUUUUAAGUGGACGGAUAUGCUAGCUGCUGGGGCAAACAUUUGUAAACUUUUCUUGCUCCGUUCAUUCAUGCAUAGGGCAUCGGAUCAAGGGAUCCUAGUUUUUGGGUAUAUUACCCUAGUGCC
Messenger RNA from Coffea eugenioides, 1193 nucleotides. RefSeq names its product selT-like protein. Gene Ontology annotation, molecular function: thioredoxin-disulfide reductase (NADPH) activity. Gene Ontology annotation, cellular component: endoplasmic reticulum membrane. The transcript has 4 exons. NCBI's taxonomy places the organism in Eukaryota, Viridiplantae, Streptophyta, Magnoliopsida, Gentianales, Rubiaceae. Bases 180 to 887 code for a protein of 235 amino acids. The record is from RefSeq and is a predicted model, not a curated record. Gene Ontology annotation, biological process: cell redox homeostasis.